ACCGCAAUGGGCAAUGUGCAGAAUGGAAAAAUAACUAAACUCGUGGUUCGCCGGUCGUUCUAAAUAAGUGAGAAUUAUUUCAUCAGCUCGCCGUCGCCAGUCCAAGUGUUUUUCAGAGCCGUUUCGGAACUUUCGUUACUUCUUACUCUCCAUUGUUGAAGAGUGUUUUCCAUUGUAAACUGACCAUUUUGGCAAAGUUUUGUGACAAAAUAUACAGUUUGAUAGUAAUUACCAGUGGCUGUAGAUCAGUUUUAUAAUGUCUUGGCUGUUUGGUAUUCGCUCUGAUCCUCCCUCUGCUCCUGCAGAUUUUUCUCAGUUUGCGCAGCCACCAGCCGGUGCCGAUGGAGGAAGCAGUGGAGGCGGUGGUGGUAGCAAAGAUGACGAGAAGCGGAGGAUGGAAGCUUAUAGAUUCGAUUCGGCUGCUUUGGAAAGAGCAGCUCAAGCUGCUAGAGAGUUGGAAAAAUCAAAGCAUGCCAAAGAAGCUUUGGAACUGACUAAACUACAAGAAGCAACUAGACAAGCAGAAUUUGCGGCUAAGGUUAAAGAGUAUGACGUUCAUAUUGAGCAGUCCAAAAUCCAGCAAAAGCAAAUCGAAGGGGAAGAGAAACGGAAGUCCCUCCAAGAAGAAACGAAACAGCAUCAGAUGAGGGCUCAAUAUCAGGAUCAGCUUGCUAGGAAGAGAUAUGAUGACCAAUUAUUACAGCAGCAAAGGAUGAAUGAAGAAAAUUUACGGAGACAGGAAGAGUCAGUCGCGAAGCAAGAGGCCAUGCGCAAAGAAACCAUCGCUCAGGAACUAGAAAUGCGCUCAAAAUUAGAGAUGAGCAAAAUAGAAGCUGAACUGAGGAACAAAGCGAAAAUAGAUCGUGAAAAUCAUGACCUUAAUCUAGAGAAAAUUAGACUGAAAGCAGCUGAACAGAGACAGACAGUCUUGGAAUCGAUCAAAACUGCCGGAUCGGUGCUUGGCUCUGGUGCAAAAAUUUUAUUGGAAGACUGGGAUAAAAUGUUGGCAGCAGCAGGAGGCCUUACUCUAAUUGCUGCUGGUGUGUACACUGCUCGAUCAGCCACGGGGGUUGCAGCACGGUAUAUUGAAGCAAGAUUAGGAAAGCCAUCUUUAGUACGAGAAACUUCAAGAUUUUCCUUUUUAGAGAGUCUUAAACAUCCUAUUAAUACAGUGAAGAGCAUACGCUCAAAAUCCUCAGAUGCUCUAUCUGGUGUGAUCCUUGCACCAACUCUUGAAGAAAGACUGAGGGACAUCGCCAUUGCUACCAAGAAUACCAAACGAAACAGAGGGAUGUUCCGUAACAUAUUGAUGCAUGGCCCACCAGGAACGGGUAAAACCAUGUUUGCCAAGAAAUUGGCCACUCAUUCUGGGAUGGACUAUGCUAUUCUCACUGGUGGUGAUGUUGCUCCUAUGGGGAAAGACGGUGUCACUGCCAUCCAUAAAGUUUUUGAUUGGGCGAGCAGUUCACGACGAGGUCUUCUCUUGUUCGUGGAUGAAGCUGAUGCAUUUCUUAGAAAACGUAGUUCUGAACAUAUUAGUGAAAAUUUAAGAGCAACUUUGAAUGCUUUCUUGUACAGAACUGGUGAACAGUCUGAUAAAUUUAUGUUGGUGUUGGCUAGUAACACUCCAGAGCAGUUUGAUUGGGCUGUUAAUGAUCGUUUGGACGAAAUGGUGGAAUUUGACCUACCAGGUCUUGAAGAAAGAGAGCGAUUAAUUCGUCUUUACUUCGACAAAUUUGUUCUUCAACCUGCAACAGCAGGCCAUAAACGUUUAAAGGUUGACCAGUUUGACUAUAGUUCGAUUUGCUCAGAAAUGGCAAAAUUGACGGAAGGCAUGUCAGGUCGAGAAAUUGCAAAACUGGGUGUUGCUUGGCAAGCAGCAGCCUAUGCAUCUGAAGAUGGCGUGCUCACCCAGAAGAUGGUUAUGAGCCGUUGCCAGGAUGCAGUGAAGCAACAUCAGCAAAAGGUAAUGUGGCAAAGCGAGCAAGAAAAGAAGGAGGCCAGAUCGAUAUCCAGCUCUAGUCAACCCUCAACCAAAUCCAAAGUAGGAAAAAGCUAAUGUUCCAGAAGUUCUUGCAAGUCAGAAUGAAGAGACGAGCUAAUAUGUUCUAGUUGUACUUCUGUAGUGCUUGCCAGUGUUACAUGUUAAAGGUGGCAAGAAACUGCCAAUUAUUUUCUAUUUUUAAGUGGCUUUUAUCAUCCCUGGUUCUAAGAAGGUGAUGUACGGUUGGGAAAACACAGAAUUCCUCUCUUCGCAAGACAGAUUUUUUUGGUAUUUUUUUCCUUUUACUUCUAAGUCGAAGUAAAUAAUUACAGCGAAUUAAGUUUUAUUGGUUAAGUAAAAGUGAAUGAAUUCAUCUCACCUCCAUUUAUGUUCCAUUAGUCUAAGUUAUUUUGCAAGUAACAAACCUGCACAAGUAAUAUUUUACUUAAAUAGUAGCCAAAUCUUUGACGCAUCAAUGGUUAAUUCUCAGAGUUUACAAAUUCUCUCUAAAAUGAUUGGGAAAUAGAAUUGUCUAAUUUAAGUAUUAUAUGACUUACCCACAGCAUUUUGUUCAACUUUGGUGCAGGUCAAUUAAAAUUAAACCAUUUCAGGUUAUUGUUGCACCAGGUUCCAAUUCCAUAUCCCUGAAUUUAGUUGGAAGGGUAAUUUGGUAAUCUUUUUUCAUAGAACUAUCAGCUCCAUCACAUUAGUAUCACCCACCUUUAUUUCAGUGUUCCUCUUAAGCUAAUCCAUUUAACACUAAAUAUUGUCUGAUUUAGGCCAGUUGUUUAUUUUUAGAAUUGGACUACAUUUUGAAAUAAGGAACCACUAUUUCUUACUCAUUUUAGAUAUAUAAUGUGCUGUUAGUGUCCUUGAGCAGGUACUUAUAGAGGCCAGUCAGCAAGAGGAGCUCAUUGUUGCAAAAUGUAGUCCAAAUCAAUCAUAUGCUCACCUUAAUUUACAGGCAAAAACUUCUGGGUGCCCACCACAAAAGCUAUUUUUAUCUCUUUAUUGACUUUUUCAUUGGUUUCCCAAACAUUUUUGUCAGGGGUUUUUUCUUUUGGGUGAUAGGUGGGAUUCAUGCAUCGUUUUCAAAACCGUUUCUCUUUAAACUGUUAUAAUUGCAACUGUGUUACCCAAAUUUGCAUGAUACCAGUCUUGAUCUCCUGUUUGUGAGUCGUACUAUAAAAGAAAACCACUGUAAGUUUUUUUUUUUUAUCUUACCCUAAGAUUGAAAAAAGGAAAAGAAUCUUUUGUCCGUACGUUGAUAUUUCCUUGUUUGUCUCAAAACUUGAGGAAUGUUACGAUGUAAAUAAUUCUAGUGAUCGUAGGGAGAAUUUAUCUUGUAUGAUCCAAAAUAUUCUUUUGUACUUUAUUUAGAAAGGAAUAAAGUUUUAUUUCUGUUGAAAAAUUUGGUUUAACCUUUCUCAAUUGAUUUCAACGAUUGUUCCAAUUUUUGUUAUUAAAGUGCGUUAUUCUGAUA
This is a messenger RNA of Bemisia tabaci, 3467 nucleotides long. It is a transcript of the gene bor, whose product is annotated as ATPase family AAA domain containing bor. The record is from RefSeq and is a predicted model, not a curated record. Lineage: Eukaryota; Metazoa; Arthropoda; Insecta; Hemiptera; Aleyrodidae. Gene Ontology annotation, molecular function: zinc ion binding; ATP binding; ATP hydrolysis activity. Gene Ontology annotation, biological process: mitochondrion organization. Gene Ontology annotation, cellular component: mitochondrion.